UACUGAGGCAUGACGGCAGGUCAUGUCAUUGGUCAUGUGUGCUGCUUUCUUUCCUAGAUACAGAUGCAUUGCAAAGACAUGGAUGAAGUGAUCAACUUUUGAACCGUUUUUGCUCCUCAGAUUUGCCAGAACUACCUAAAGGAUCAAUUGAUUUGCAGAAAACACCCUGGAGAAUGCACUUCCUGGACCUCUGGACUUGAAGCAUUCAGACUCAAAGGGUACCUAACACCCUGGUACUUUCUCCCAGGUAAACUGCAGAGAUGUCUAGUGAGAAGGGACAUGUGGAAAUUCCUAUGAUUAUGUAUGAACCGCACCAUGAACCCUACAUGCAAGAACCCUCUGCACCUGAGUACUGCAGCCAAGUGGGGGGUUAUGAGUAUCCUUCCCCCCCACCUUAUUCCUGUCGAGAAACAGCCACAAUUGAGCAACCAGUUUACAUGGUGUCUCAGCCUCCGAUCAUCGUAGCAGGAAUCUUCUCAAGCAAGCCAACAUCCACAAUAUGCCCUUCCUGCCGCCAGCACAUCACCACGCAGGUCACCUACAGACUGGGCAGACUGUCUUACCUUCUGUGCACCACCUUGUGUAUGGUUGGGUGCUGUUUUGGAUGCUGCUUUGUACCUUUCUUUGUGAAGAUCUUCAAGGAUGCAGACCACUACUGCCCAUGCUGCCAAUUUCAUAUUUACAGAUACAAAAGACUAUAGAAACAAAAGUUUAUGCAACUAGAUGAUGUCAGGUCUCUGUUUCCUAAUGGCGUAAGAUUCUACAUGUAAAACUACUGCUAAGAAACAUAUAGGAGUAGGCCUAGGUUCUGCAGCUCCCUUGCUGGUGAAUCUAUCUGGAGUUUACCAUCACAUGGCUGGACUGACUUUAAAACAAAAAUCCUUGAAGACUAAUUUACAAUGUCACUUGAAUUUAUGCUCUAUUUGAAUCACUGCCCUGAGCUGUGAAGUGACCAGCUAGUGAGUACUUCAGUGCUACUCCUCCACCUCUCAAAUCUCCAACCCAGCUGGGACACAGACUCUUCUGGACUCUUCAACCCACCAAUAACCAAGAGGUUUGGACACGCACGUUUUAGGGGAAGCACUCACCUUCUAUGCACUUGAACUGACUGGUCGGGAUUUCAUUUUUCUCUGCUCUUCUUUGUAUGGGACCUACCCCUGCAGGGCUGUGGGUGGUACAGUAUAGCUGAUUAUUUAUUAAUUAAACACUAAGUUAUGAGACUGUCUUUACUGUGUUAUAUACGAAGUAAAGAAAAUAAACCUGGUAUUGUUAACAAUACCGGCAAAACA
Tyto alba (common barn owl) is the source of this 1289-nucleotide messenger RNA. RefSeq names its product LITAF domain containing (gene LITAFD). NCBI's taxonomy places the organism in Eukaryota, Metazoa, Chordata, Aves, Strigiformes, Tytonidae. The transcript has 6 exons. Gene Ontology annotation, molecular function: zinc ion binding. The coding region runs from base 261 to 701 and encodes 146 amino acids. The record is from RefSeq and is a predicted model, not a curated record.